Messenger RNA from Guillardia theta CCMP2712, 1623 nucleotides. RefSeq lists its product as hypothetical. Bases 1 to 1623 code for a protein of 540 amino acids. Lineage: Eukaryota; Cryptophyceae; Pyrenomonadales; Geminigeraceae. The transcript has 4 exons. Gene Ontology annotation, cellular component: MKS complex. The record is from RefSeq and is a predicted model, not a curated record. Gene Ontology annotation, biological process: cilium assembly.
AUGUCUUCUUCAGAUUUUCUGCUGAAAGAAAGAACGAGGAAGGUUCGAUAUCGCACAGAUGACCCGGUGUCGAAGCUGAAGAUCAGAAUUAUCCUCGAGCAGAAGCAAGGCGACAACGAGGAGGAACCCUGGGUCAGGAAAGAGAGGGUCUUUGAAUGGCAAGAAAAGGUUUUCGGAGCUCAAGAUUUUGAGAUGUAUUGCCAGCUUGCCAAGACAAAAGGCGGCGAUGAGAAGCAAGGGGUGGAGGAAGAGACAAGCGGCGAGUUGAGCCCCUUGCAACUCAAAUAUGUCCGCGCAGUCUCUCGUGUUGCAAGAGCAGAGACGAUCUACUCGUACGUCGACGCGGACGAUUUCAAUGACAUUGAUCAGAGAGCCCCUCUUCUCAACUCGUUGCAAGGAGAUACAGAAACGAACCUCGCAAAGAUGAAAGAUUUCUCCGAGCUAUCUCGAGGGCGGCCUUCCCGGCAUGGAGCAACGUCAGAAGAAAGUCGUCAAUUCACGAUGAUGUACAUUGUAGCGGAUCUUACCAGUGAUCAAUCGCAGUCUGAAAGCGGAGAAAAUGUGUUCAGGAAGCAGAAGUUCGUGCUAUGCAAGAUUAAGGCAUACGAUGACGGCUCUGUAGACAUGACCCCCGGCUUCUCGCCCGAGCCCUCCAUCAAGAUCGACAUCCUUCAGAACUACAAGUAUACGCAAGCUGAUCUCGGUAUCCCCUAUCGUAUCCGGACAGAAGGAGGAUUCAACUAUGACUACUGGAUCAUCAAUGACACGGAGAUGACAGAUGAAGCCGCCAAAAAUCGAGCAAUAGCCAACCAGAAGAAGUACCAAGAUCAACUGCUCAGCAAGGCGCAAGAGCUGCGAAAGAAUUACAUCGGAACUGAGUUUGACUUAUUCAAUACAGCCGACAAGGACGACGAGUGCAGGAUGUUCAUCAAUAUAGAGAUUGUGAGUGCGAUUGGUUUUGAUCGAGAUCAUCUGUACGUGCAGUACCUUGUCGACAUUCCUGAGGGCUGGCAAGUGGUUGAAUCUCAAGAUCCGGACGACUCUCAUCCGGUGUGGGGCAACACUCUUCUGUCUACAGUCCGGCACAAGAGGAGCGGAUACGGCCUCGGAUCGCUGCUCGGCCUUGCCGACGGUUUCGAGACUCUCAACCGAGUGGCGCAUUUCGCACAUCCCAUCCACUUGGAGCUGCAGAAAACGAGAAACGCAAACGGGAAGAAGCCAGUGCUGCUCCUACAGGUCAACUCGUACGACCGUUGGGAUAGACAGCGCGUGCAGGGCUAUGGGCACCUGAUCCUUGCAGGCGAGACGAGCUUCUGCGAGCACAAGAUCAGCACGUGGACUCCAACUCCCAGCCAGGUGGGGAGAAUGCGGUCCUUCUUUAUAGGAGGGUCCCCAGAAUUGAAAGACUUCCGCUUUGCUGGCCUUGAGGCAAACAAGGCUGGAAAUAUCCUGAGUCGAUAUGGAUUCUCCACAGAAAGCUCAGGAGACGUCAUCGUUCGAGUGAGCACUGUAGUGCAAAGCGCGUUUCUUCAGCGAUCGAAAGGCGGUGGAUCGUCAAGGACAGAUGAACCAGGAGUUUCCGGAGUAGAUAUUGAAGUGAAAAGACGGAACAAGAUGAAGUGA